UCUCGCGGCGUUGAAAUGAGCCUCUUGCGUCAUGUGUCAUGUCAGACGCGCGAGCCGCUCCUGACAGUUCCGUAUUGCCCUUCAGAUUUACACCGCGGCCGAGUGCAUGACUUCAGCUCCAUCGAUUUGUUGGGCGAAGAGCAGCGUUUAAUGGCUACCGCUUUGCUGAGGAGAAGUGCGUCUUCCACUCCAGCUCCACAGGAGUCGUAUAACACGCCUCUAACGGUGGCUGAGGUAGCGCAGGGAGACGUUUACAGACCUCAGGAGCGUCUCCCAGGGAGGAGUAGAUUUAAUGGCACCCCACCAGAUCAGCACUCUCUGAUGGACAAAUACAUACCACCAGAGUUCCAGACCAUGCCAGAACAUAAGCGGUUCAAUCAGAACGGUUUCAUGACCAUGGACCAAGAUUCACCUUAUAGCAUCAAUAUGAACGUCUUCCUGCCCGACAUCCCGUAUGUGCGUUCCGGUCUCUGUCGACCAACAAGGCCCACGAUGGCUCCCCAGAUGAAACCAGAACCCAUGCAUACAGUCAGCUACCCGAGCUGCCACAGCACCGUCCCGUCAGCUCCUCCACCCUCAGAGUACUCACACCACUUCAGUCCAGCAAGCGGAACGUGCGGCUCUGCGUUCAUCAAACAGGAGGCACCGGAGCUCAACUACCAAGAUGUUCCACUAUUCCAACUUCUGAAUUCAGACCUAGACACUGUAGUGUCUGGUCCUCACUCUGGUGUUUGCUCAUCCAUGUCAUCAUACAACAGUAUGAAUUCAUCCAUUACUCCGAUCGCACGAAGACCCAUGUGCGAUAUGGGCACUUGUGGGUCUUCCCCUGCCGGGCACUUUGGUCGGCACCACAAGCAGCCGAAUGUGCCAUACCUCCCCCCCUCCCCUCCAAACUCUGAGCCCAGCAGUCCUGACAGGAGAAAAGAACUCUUACACAAGCUGUCACCUCCUCCCUCAUAUGCUGCCAGUAUCGCGUCUAAACUGGUAAGGCCGGCUUUAGGCCCUCAAGCAGCUGCACCAGUACAAACACAAGCUGUGCCUUCCAGGCACAACCGCAGGAACAAUCCUGAUCUAGACAAGAGGAGGAUACAUCACUGCAAUGUCCCAGGUUGUAAGAAAGUCUACACCAAGUCCUCCCAUCUUAAGGCACACUUACGGACUCACACAGGAGAGAAGCCAUACCAGUGCUCCUGGGAAGGCUGUGAUUGGCGCUUCGCCCGCUCCGAUGAGCUGACGCGCCACUUCAGGAAGCACACGGGUGCUAAACCCUUUCACUGUGCGGUGUGCAGUCGCAGCUUCUCACGCUCUGAUCACCUGGCUCUGCACAUGAAGAGACACCAGAGCUAGAACCACAAUGCCAUACUGGCUUUCAUAACUCCCUCUCUUUCUGUCAGUUGAGCUUGGGUGUGUUGGGUUUCUUUGGUUUUGGCAGCUCAUGAGGCACGAGUGUUAAACUGUGUUGGCACUAGACCUGUAACCCUGUGGAACACAACUACAUGAUGAGGAGGUUUUUUCAUCAGCUGUUUAGUUGUUUUUUUAGUAAUAGUAGUAGUUUAAGUAGGGUUUUAUUUUCAUAAAAAUGUGCCUUUUCCAUGUUUUGUAGCAUAAAUGUAACUUUUAAUGCAAUUAUAUUCUUAAAUCAUUUGCACCUUACAAUUCAUUUCACAUUUGUCCAAGCAAAAUUGAAAGUUUAACUAAUUUAGAAAGCCCCGAGGCGUUAAUGAGAUUAACAGCCCUUUUCAACGAAGAGCAAGUAGUUUCUUAGUUUCUUGUGGGAGGAACUAAGUAAACAAAGAUUCAAAUCUGAAAUGCCAAAGAAAGAUGUUUCACUUAUUUAAUCUUGCACAUGUGACACUGCUAAAUGAUUUGAACCAUUUCUUCGAAGGGUUUUGUUUUUUUUUUUGUAGGGGAAGAUUUUGUUGUUAAUCAAAGCACAUUACAAAAACUGAAAUUAUUUGAUUGAGAUUUCACAUAUUUGAUUUGGGACAUUAACAGCUUUAUGUGUAAAUAUUGUAAUUCAUUUAGCCUAUUAUUUAUUUUAUUUUAUUAUUUUUUUUUCAGCUUGAUUUUUUUUACUGUAUAAAGUACUUCUCUAUGCACAUAUGUGAAUAGAGCUAUGGGAAAGAUGGUUUUAAUUAUGAAAAGAUAUCAUUUAGAUAAGUUAAGACUUACAUGAUAGUUUUUGAAUAACAUAUUGCAUAACAGAUUGCAUAGCUAUAGCAUAGCAACACUUCAUUUUGUACAUUGUCAGGCUUACAGUGCAUUGUAUCUACUGUAUGGUAUCAUUUACUGUAUGUUUUCAAAGACUCUGUUGAAGGCCUGCUCUCCUAGUGACAAUGUAAUAAUGAUAGCAGAGAUCAUAUAAUGAAUUCUGAUGAAGGACCGUAACAUCUAAUGGCUUUUAUAUGGUUCACAUCAAGACCUAAUUCCAUAAUGUCAAUUUGUGUCUACAUUAAAAUCAGAAGCUUUAAAAAACAAUGAUGUAUUUGUAUUUGGACAGCAUUUGAGUCACAGAUUUCGUACUCCAUUACCAAUCCGUGCUUCAUUAUUUUCCACAGUAUCAUUAUGUGUGUAUAAAUCACAGUAACUCCCUUGCUGUACAAGUUAAACUGGCAUGUCCUGCUGCUCUGUUCCUAGCCAUUGUGUCCUGCCAUGUGCCUUACCACACCUGCCACCCUUUAGGCACAUAGCUGAAUGAUAACAGGUGUGGUACAAUUACAGAGUAAUUAAAGUGAAUUGAUACAGCUAUCACUACUGGUUUUGUAAAGAAAAACAAAAAAACGCAGCGAUAUUAUUAAAGAAUUAGGUCUUUUUUAUGCGCUGAUGCAAGCCUGUAAUUAUCAGUAGCAUUAGUUUGUACAGAAAUGUGCAAUAUUAAAUAAAUAUUGGUCCAUGUGUUUUGUAUUAUGUAAUAGAAUAAUAAUCAGGAGACAAAACCGUGAGUGUAGUGAUGAGUUCCUGACUUCAUAUGACUUACCAUGGCAUAUUAUUUGGAUGCUUUUUAAUUAGGCUGUGAGAAACAUGGAUGAAAACUGGAUGUUAGUCUGGAAGGAAAGCACUGCGUUUACAUGAAAAGAGCUAAGGGCAGUGAGAAGUGGCAGAGUGCUCACUAGUUGAUGCUAGUUAUAAUCAUUAUGGUUAGAAGAAGGGCUUGAAGUUACUCAUUCGGGUAGUGAAACUCCAUUGCUGAAAAUUGUCUUUUGUUUCUGAAGUUUUACGAAGCUCUUCCCUCAACGUGGCUUCACGUGUGCAUGCGGACUAACUGGUUUCGUCCUGAUUUGAACCUUUGAAAAUAAUUGAUGCAGAUGUUUACCCUAUAUUGAAAAUAAAAGAUGGCUUUAUAAUUUACUAUAAUUGUCAGUUUAUGGGGCUUAAAGGAAAAAAAGAAACUAAAAAGAGAAUAGCUGACCAAAAGAAAAGGUUAGUUAAUUGUCAUUAUAGAAAUUCAGUGUACACCGCAGGGUUAAAUCCAGGUGUCGUUCUACUGUAUUUAUCUCGCACAGCCACGCCCUGUCUCUCGUGACGGUUCUGUUAUGUUCAGUGGCUUUUGUUAAGCAGGAUUUAGAAAGUACUUUUUGUUCAUCUUCUUAAUGCAGCUUCUCAGAAUCCCAAGAUGAAACUAGCCAACAUCAGCCCACUUAAAUCAGUCACGUGUAUUCCAUACAAAAUGCAACUUUAUUAACUUCCAUGCCUCCGAUUAGAUUAUCAUACAAAUAUCAUGUUAAAACUCGAUUUAAAUUCACAGCUCAAUCUUUAGGGAAUAAAAGGAAAACUACAGAGAAAAUCAAAAGCACAUAAUAUCUAGACACUUUCUGGAGAAUUAAAAUAAAGAAUAAACACUUGUUUUUUUUUUUAUUUGAAAUGAAGACAUUCUGUGAUAGGAUUCAGUGUGAAGGGAUUCCCUUUGAAGCAAAGCAGGGCAAAAAGUCACAACUCUGCAGUAAAAUGAAAAGCUCUGAAAUAUAUAUUUACAAUACACAUACACUAUACAUAAAUACAAGAACGAUAAUCACAGAAUAUCCGAGAAAAAAAAAAAGACAAAAUAAAGUAAAUAUUUAGAUUAAGAAAUGAAGUUAAUAUUGAAACUGAGGCAAUACUGUACAGAAUAAAUUGAAUACAAAUCAGAAACGGCCAUUCACAAAGGAAUUAACAAAGCAAUAUUGUCUUUUUUUUUGUGCUGUAUAGGUCCACUCUGUAGGCACCGAAAUUGAGCUGUAAGGUGCCUCUUACUCAAAUUCAGGUCUUUGUAAUGUAUCAAAGAGGUAAAAGUCAACCUUAAUAAUGGAGAAACUGUGUCCUUCAGUCAAGUUGAUAUUGAAUGUGUAAGGUAUAUCCAUCCAUAUACUCCCAAGGAGAAGCUUACAGCAUUGCUCACUAUGUGAUUAACGGGCGGAUGUUCACAGCUUUCGUUUAAAAUGGUGUCUUCAAAUGGUCCGUAAGGCUCAGUGCAUUACAAACAGGCUUGGUACUGUACAUUAGGGUUGGGUAUUUUGUACAGGUUUAUUGGUACCGGAUGCACUUCUUUUGUGCUUAUGGCAUCUUUUGCCUUUCUGCAUGUGCUUCUUGUAUAAGAUAUUAGGCACUCAUCAUUAUUGCAUAACUUUGACCCUGUUCACCGUUACAAAAUUAUGCCACAGAAAGUGUAAGAAUGCCAGAGCAGAAAGUAAUACUUUGUUUGUUUGUUUGUUUGUUUAAAAAAAAAAGGAUGCUCCCUUUAAUUAUUGUCAUAUUUUUCAUCAUCCUCUUCUUUUUUUAAACACGAAAUAAAAAUUUGAUAUAAAACUUUCAAUUUGUUAAUACACUUUAUAGGCAACCAUUUUUACUGUGCAGAAGCAGAAAUGAUGCCAAAAUCUAAUGUCUCUGAUAUCAGAACAGCAAAAAAGAGAAAUAAAUAAUAAUUGGAAAAAAAGAAAAAGAAAAGCAAAGAGAAAAAUGCUGAUGGCUCUUGAAUACUGUUUGGAAAGGGACAUUCAUUUGACUGGGUUUACAUUUCGUGAAAUGUUAUUGUAAUAAAAACACGUAAGAGAGUAUUAGAAAUGGCUGAAUGUGCACAGAGGCAGCUGCUCUUCAACACUGUGUACAUUUAGAUGGAUUGUUUAAUCCCUACACCUUAAUCAUAAGGAACACGAGCAUUAAAGAUGCUCUCCCACACAGUCCCAUGAUACACUGUGUACCAACAGGUAAUGAUCAUCUCUGUAUUGUAGUUGUAUAAAGUUAAUCCCUUGUAUUAAAAAAAAAAAACUAAUAAAAAGCCCUAUUCUGAAUAGGUAUAUACAGCCUUCAAAAACU
This is a messenger RNA of Hemibagrus wyckioides, 5289 nucleotides long. It is a transcript of the gene klf5b, whose product is annotated as Kruppel like factor 5b. Gene Ontology annotation, biological process: regulation of transcription by RNA polymerase II. Gene Ontology annotation, molecular function: RNA polymerase II cis-regulatory region sequence-specific DNA binding; DNA-binding transcription factor activity, RNA polymerase II-specific. The coding region runs from base 16 to 1347 and encodes 443 amino acids. NCBI's taxonomy places the organism in Eukaryota, Metazoa, Chordata, Actinopteri, Siluriformes, Bagridae. The transcript has 4 exons. The record is from RefSeq and is a predicted model, not a curated record.